Ilex paraguariensis (yerba mate) is the source of this 504-nucleotide messenger RNA. The record is from the annotation of a GenBank genome assembly. Lineage: Eukaryota; Viridiplantae; Streptophyta; Magnoliopsida; Aquifoliales; Aquifoliaceae.
AUGGAAGCCCUCAAUGCAGUAGGCUUGACACCCAUCUCUGUUCUUUCAGACAAGAGAAUAGAACCCAGAAAAAGUCUUUCACUCCCCAUUAUAUCUCCAUGUAAAUCCCCAAAUUUUGCAAAUUAUAAUCCCAGCCCACCAAAUAUUUCAAAGGUCUUUCCAAGGAGUACUGUUCAUGGUGGUCUAGUGCUUCUAUCUUCUGUUCUAAGCACUGAAUUUGCUAGAGCACUGACAUAUGAAGAAGCAUUACAGCAGUUAGUAGGCACUUCCACUUCUUCUGGGAGUUCUUAUGACUUUGAUUUUAGUGGGUUUCUUGAUAGUGCUAUAAACUUUGGAGUGGAGAAUCCUACGGUUAUAGCAGGUGGUGUGGCCAUUUUGGCCUUGCCUCUAGUUUUAUCUCUGGUAUUCAGUAAGCUUAAGCCAUGGGGAGUUGAGUUUGCUAAGACGGCUUAUGCAAAACUGGGUGAUGAUGCCAAUGCCCAGUUGCUUGAUAUAAGAGCACCA